This is a messenger RNA of Pelobates fuscus (common spadefoot toad), 3138 nucleotides long. It is a transcript of the gene FBXL6, whose product is annotated as F-box and leucine rich repeat protein 6. The transcript is spliced from 10 exons. NCBI's taxonomy places the organism in Eukaryota, Metazoa, Chordata, Amphibia, Anura, Pelobatidae. Gene Ontology annotation, molecular function: protein binding. Gene Ontology annotation, biological process: SCF-dependent proteasomal ubiquitin-dependent protein catabolic process. The record is from RefSeq and is a predicted model, not a curated record. The coding region runs from base 116 to 1672 and encodes 518 amino acids. Gene Ontology annotation, cellular component: SCF ubiquitin ligase complex.
CCGGUGUGUGCGUCGCGCUAAACCAAUCAGGAAGGCGGACGUCCUGACGUACAUAUCGCGUAGCCAAUCAGCACCGGAGCUGCUCGCAUCACGGAAGCUUGUUUUCCGUCAGAUAAUGGCAUCGAGAGGACAGAGAGCUCAACGUGGCCGUAAGGGGAGAUGGCACAAGAAAAGUGUGGGCGGUUCUUCUCGGAGUCGGGCUUCUACAUCACAAGAACAAUUCUACAUCCAUCACACUGACAACGACAUGAUGCUAAUUAUUCCCAACCAGGGAGACCUGGACCUACCCUUCGUAUCUCGCAAGGUACAAAAAUCAACAGACAGCACCCCACAUGCAGAUCGGUCCAGCACAGACUCGGGUUGGGGAGACAAAAUGCCCCUUGAGGUCCUACACAGGAUCUUCCAACUGCUGUCAGACACUGAGGGGGCAGUCCCCACUCUCUGCAGGGUUUCCCGGGUGUGCCAACGCUGGUGCCAAGUUGCUUCUAGUCCAUCUCUAUGGCGCCAUGUGUCUCUGGGAUUUUGCUGGGUGGAACCAGGCAAGAAGCUGUCUCCUAAACUGCAGACCAAGAUCCGAGACACUGUGGAGAAACUUAUUCAGGGUCGGUUGCGCAUGGUAUUGGAUUUUUCUCUGCAUCAUUGGAAGCAGCAGGUCCCAUUCGUAGUGCAGAUGCUGUCUGAUCAUUGUCCCCAGCUGUCAUUUCUCACACUUUCCAACUGCCAUGAGGUCACAUUAGACGCUCUGCUUUCUGUGACUCAUAACUGUCCUCGACUGUGCUCCCUCAAUCUGCAGAACUCACAGGUUGAAUCCUUGGCGUUACCCAGAGUUUUAGAUGAAUGUGGAUCUCAGCUUCAGGACUUGUUUCUGACAUACAGUACAAUGAUGAAGGCUGUCAUUAGCCGUCUGGCGGGUGGAUCCUGUCCUAAUUUGAGGGUUCUGGAACUAAACACAGAGAUGAAACAGGGAUCCGAUGAUUUAUCAUUUUGCAUUGAAUCGUUGCAAACUGGCUGUCCCAAGCUAGAGGUUCUGCGUCUGCUGAAUCUAGUUUGGUCUUCCAAGUCUAUGAGUCGACACUCUGAAGAAAACCCUGGAUUUACUGAGCUUCAGGAGCUCUGUCUGGCCACUUCCAACUACUCUUUUGUGAGCGAUGCUGUCUGUAAGAGACUACUGAGAGAUUCUACAAAACUGAAAAUGCUGGAUCUGAGGGGCUGCUACAGAGUCACCCCACAAGGCAUCUGUGACCUGCCCUGUACCGACCUGGAGCGCCUAUAUCUGGGCAUAUACUGCAGCACAAAAAACCUGAUCCUGCCAGGCUCUGGAAGUGCCCUCCUUGCCACGAGGUGGCAGCACAGUUUGCGAGAGCUCGAUCUGGCCUCACAGAGUUUCAAUGAGAGGGACCUGACAGAAGCUCUGCAUAUACUUUCAAGAGGAGGAAAUAAUGAGACCUUGCAGUCCCUCAAUGUUGCUGGCACAAAGGUCACGUCUUCUGCUAUCAGGAAUUUGCUCCGUAGCUGCCAGUCUCUCUCCCACCUGGAUUUAUCUUCUUGUCGUUGUCUUCCACGGGGGAUGAAACGUGUAUAUCGAGGUGAACAAGAUAUCCACGAGUGUCUAAAUGGACUGACUGAGGAGUUAAAGAAGGAAUUGGGAGGGGAUGAGGAGCUGUAUCUGUGACCUUCAGAAAUGGACGUUUAGAUCCAGUGGAACUGCAAAGGCAGCCAAGAUGGGUUCAGUAAGAGACUGAACCUCAGAAUAUUGAUCGAUGCCUGAUAUGGGACAAGAAGAGACUUUCAGUAGAAAUGGAGUCACAUCUAAGACUGAUUAAUAGAAAAUAAACCAGGCAGAAUUGGUCAACAGCUGAUAUUCUCUCUGAAUGGCACCUUGAGAAGAAAUAGGACGAACAGCUGAGACAACUUUUCCUUUUGGGACAGGUUAACGUGAAAGUCAUGUAAUGUUGAGCUGUGGGAGGCAGUUGAAUUAAUACUUUUUAGACUGGGGAUAAUGCAGCAGUUUAGAUGAGACUCAUUGGUUUAGUAAAAAUGGGGACGGUUUAGUUGAGACCUCUUGAGUUAGUAGGAAUGGGGGUGACAGUUUGUAUAAUGGGGAUAGUUUAGAUGAAACUGCUUGGGUAUUAGCAACGAUGGGGGAUUUAGAUGAGACUCCUUGGGUAAUUAGCAAUGGGGGGGCAGUGUAGGUGAGGCUCCUUGGGUAAUUAGCAAUGGGGGACAGUUUAGAUGAGACUCGUUAGGUUAUUAGCAAUGGGGGGGAUUUAGAUGAGACUCCUUGGGUUAUUAGCAAUGGGGGGGGGCAGUUUAGGUGAGACUCCUUGGGUUUUUAGCAAUGGGGGGCAGUUUAGAUGAGACUCGUUAGCAUAGUCACAUCCCGAGAAAGCCCUGAUCUGAGUGCUUAACAUAUCCAAAAAGCACUCCGAUCGGUUCGGUAGUUUGGAAUUUUCAUCGAGGUACAGUUUUGACCGGCCGGCAACCUAGGUAGAAGCCCAAAAUAGUUCUAGAGAAAUCAUGGGAACGGCCGGCCUCAGUUCCAGGGUUUUUCUACGAAAGACAUACACCGUAUCCGAACGCUUUUUAGUAUCGAAUGCUUCCCCCAUUUGGUAGUUUAUAUCUCCCGAACGCCGUUCGUAUAGGUGGUUGGGAACUUGAAUGGGCAACAGUUUCAUAUUCACUGGUGUUUGCGGGAGUGCCUAGCAGUAAUAAGCUCCAGGCACUCUACAACCAGGUACCGCUGCCUGCGUUCGGGAGACAAGAUGGCAGCCACCCAGGGGAGCCUUUUAGUGAUUGUUUCCAUGGUGGUUUCGCACUGGAUACUUUGUAUUCCACAGUCUAAUUAGAUGUUUGGGUGGUCUUCGUUCAGGAACCGAACUAGGAGAGUUUCGAAUGGGCAAACGAACAGGGGAAAACGAAUAUUACCAAACCAAGUGAUGGGGCAUUCCUUCACAGGUGGGAUGUGAUGCAAUGUGUCUCUUGAUUGUAACCUGAGGGGCAAUUAAAUACAAAUAAUUUUUACCAAAAGCAACAUAUUAAUAAUUUACUUAUAAACUUAAAGGUUUUAUCAAGGUUCUCCUUACUGUUUAAAUAUUUUGGAUCUGGUAAUUUAAAUAUAUGUUUAUUACUAUUAAAAGA